UGAUGAUCGCCGCCUUCGUGACAACUCGUGUUCGAUAACUCCCAACAACCACUCCCCGGGCAGGCCAUGACCCAACGAAGCCCGCAAUCGCUUCACGCUCCUCCCAACUGAUCAAACGACAUCUUCGGCAAUCCUCCAUCCACCAUGGAGUUCUUCAAGUCCGCCGUGGCAUCCAUGGCCAAGGGCCCGGCGUUUGGCUACACAUUUGGCGAGCGCAUGGACAUUGACCAAUCCAUCUGGACUCUACAUCACGGCACCAAACGAGAAGACGGGUCGAAAUGUAGCAUUCUCUCCUUCGACAUCAACGCCAACCGCGCUCGACUCCCGCUCGCGCGGAAUGCGCUUCGGAAAUUCAAGACGCUACGGCAUCCGGGCGUCGUCAAGAUCUUGGAUACAAUCGAGACGGAUCAAUUCAUCUACAUCGCCACGGAGCCCAUCACACCUCUCAAUUGGUCGACUAAGAGGAAGGCGUUGUCGGAGGAAAGUCUGAAAUGGGGUCUACACAACGUCGCCAAAACGCUCAAAUUCAUCAACGACGAGGCAGCAUCCGUACACGGCAAUAUCCGGGCGUCGUCCAUCUACACCAGCGACAGCGGCGAAUGGAAGAUCGGCGGAUUGGAGAUCCUCAGUUCGAUGAAAGAAGAUGAUGCGGUCAUCUUCACCCAAGGGAGCCUGGUGCCGGACAUCGGUCGAUACUCACCGCCCGAGAUCGCCAAAGGGGGGUGGGAGAGCGUACGGAAGAACCCGACUCACGCCGUCGAUGCGUUCUGCUUCGGCAUCCUCGUCUCUGAGGUGUUCAGCGGAGGCUUCUCCGGGUCCGACCAGAUCGGCACCACCAGGAACAUCCCACAGGACAUGCACACCAGUUACAAACGACUCACGCACGCCGUGCCGAAGAUGCGGCUCAGCGUCGGUCAUUUCCUCGAGCAGGGGUCUCGGUCGGGCGGGUUCUUUGACACUCCUUUGAUUCAGCUGACAGACGGGAUCGACAACCUCGGAUUGAAGAGUGAUGCUGAAAAAGACGAAUUCUUGACUGAGCUCGCGACCGUGGCCGAGUCCGAUGACUUCCCCGAAGAGUUCUUCAAAGUCAAGGUCUUGCCUGAACUGCUCAAAUCGGUCGAGUUUGGUGGAGGUGGACCGAAAUCACUCGCGUUGGUGAUGCGCAUCGCAACCAAACUCACCGACGAAGAGUAUGAUGCUCGAAUCACGCCCGUGAUCGUGCGCUUGUUUACGAUUCCGGACCGCGCGAUGCGAGUAUGCUUGCUCGACAACCUACCGCACAUGAUCGAUCACCUCAGCCAGAAGCUCGUCACCGACAAAAUCUUCCCGCAGAUGGUCACUGGAUUCGGUGAUCUGGCGCCCAUCGUCCGUGAGCAGACCGUCAAGGCCGUGCUUGUCGUGGUUCCCAAGCUCUCGGACCGCGUCAUCAACGGCGAGCUUUUGCGCCAUCUCGCCAAAACCGCCAACGACGACCAGCCAGGCAUACGCACAAACACAACCAUCUGUCUCGGGAAGAUCGCCCGCAACCUCGGACCGGGAACGAGGACAAAGGUCCUCACCGCUGCGUUCUGCCGGUCUCUCCGAGAUCCCUUCGUGCAUGCGCGCAACGCCGCACUGAUGGCACUGGCCGCGACCGUCGACAUCUUCGCCGACGACGACUGCGCUACCAAGUUGCUCCCUUCGAUCUGUCCACUCCUCGUCGACAAGGAAAAGAUGAUCCGCGAUCAGGCCAAUAAGACCUUGACCGUCUACCUCGAUCGCGUACGGAAAUACAGCAACACGCUACCGGACACCGUCCUGCCGCCGCCCGAAAGCACAUCCGCCGGCGGAACGCGCGUCAACUCCCCUCAACCCAACGCCGCCGCCGGCGUCCAGGCGGGAAGCCAAUGGAUGGGCUGGGCCAUAUCCUCCUUCACCAACAAACUCGGCACCGCGAUGGGCGAAAUGCAAUCCGAGGGGAACGCCACGACCGCUGCUGCCCGACCCGAUCUGAACCGCUCAAACUCAACCCCUUCCUCAUCCUCCACCGGCGCCCCCAAACCCUCCCUUCCGUCAUCAUCAUCGUCCCUCCACGGCUCCUCCCAUCUCACCCACAACAACUCCUCCCCCGCCAUCCCCAAGAUCUCCUCCGGCCUCCGCAACACCACCACUCCCGCCGUCGAAGAUGAAGACUUCGGCGCCGACGCCUGGGGCGACCUCGACGACGACAACGACGAUGACAACGCCGCCGCCGCCGACGCAUGGGACACUCCCCUCACCAACAGCCACAACCCCUCCUCCUCCUCCACCAAAGCCACCACGGCCGCCACCACCACGAGCAUCUACGACGACGGCGGCGAGCCCGACUUCGAAGGCUGGCUCGCCGCGCAAAGCACCAACAAGAAAUCCUCCCAGAAGCCCCUGCCGAAAGGCCUCGCGAAGAAAACACCCUCCACCACCACCACCACCACCACCACCAGGACGAACAAGCCGAUCUUCGCCGCGCCGAAUGUCAAAAGGACCUCCUCCUCUGCCACCACCGCUGCCGCCGUCGUCGCGAAGAAGGCCGUCCCGCAGGAGGCUGAUGACGAUUGGGGCGAUGCGUGGAAUUGA
Messenger RNA from Dissoconium aciculare CBS 342.82, 2592 nucleotides. Its product is annotated as ARM repeat-containing protein. NCBI's taxonomy places the organism in Eukaryota, Fungi, Ascomycota, Dothideomycetes, Mycosphaerellales, Dissoconiaceae. The transcript is spliced from 5 exons. The record is from RefSeq and is a predicted model, not a curated record. The coding region runs from base 145 to 2592 and encodes 815 amino acids. Gene Ontology annotation, biological process: tRNA export from nucleus; protein phosphorylation. Gene Ontology annotation, molecular function: protein kinase activity; ATP binding. Gene Ontology annotation, cellular component: cytoplasm.